Messenger RNA from Sinocyclocheilus grahami, 2207 nucleotides. RefSeq names its product histone acetyltransferase KAT7-like. The transcript has 15 exons. Bases 241 to 2061 code for a protein of 606 amino acids. Gene Ontology annotation, molecular function: transcription coregulator activity; zinc ion binding; histone H4 acetyltransferase activity. The record is from RefSeq and is a predicted model, not a curated record. Gene Ontology annotation, cellular component: nucleus; histone H3-K14 acetyltransferase complex; chromatin. Gene Ontology annotation, biological process: regulation of transcription by RNA polymerase II. NCBI's taxonomy places the organism in Eukaryota, Metazoa, Chordata, Actinopteri, Cypriniformes, Cyprinidae.
ACAUUAGAAUUUUGUACCGGAAGUGGAGGGUGUAAACAGACCACGCGCGCAGUCAUGACCCAUGACUGUCAGUGAUGAAGCAGUGUUUCCUUGUACCACAUGAAUGUUUCCCUCACUUCCACAGGGAUGCAUCACUUAAGCAGCCUUCGACAGGUUUCGGCGAUCUAACCGCAUUCAGAAAUCCAGCAGAAAUCAAACCUCGUGAAUCGUCUGCAGCAGAGAGCGCCGCGGAGAAGCGCAAUGCCGCGGCGGAAGAGAAAUGCGGGCAGUAGCUCUGAAGGUACAGAGGAUUCAGACUUCUCCGCUGAGCACACAGACAGCUCCGAGAGUGACGUCCACACGGUGAGAAACACCCGCCUCACUCGCUCCUCACUGCGCCUCAGCCGCAACUCGCAAGAUUCCAGUCCUGUGGGGAACCCGUCUGCCCCGGUUUCAGAGGAGGUGGUGAACUAUUCCACCCGUCGCGUGACUCGUAGUCAACAGCAGGGGCUGACAGACUUGCCCAAGAAAUACCCCUUGCGGCAGAGUCGCUCUUCUGGCUCAGACACGGAGCAGCAUGGGGAAAUCUCAGAGAGGGACAUUAAACAAAGCGCAGACCAUGAUGAGUCCCCACCCAGGACGCCCACAGGAAACGCUCCUUCCUCUGAGUCUGACAUCGACAUGUCCAGCCCAAACGUGUCUCAUGAUGAGAGUCUGGCAAAGGAGUUGUCUCUGAAAGAAUCCGGCCUUGCUCACCGGCCCAAACGACGACGCUUUCAUGAGAGCUACAACUUUAACAUGAAGUGCCCCACACCUGGUUGUAAUUCACUCGGACAUUUGACAGGGAAACACGAAAGGCACUUUUCAAUAUCUGGAUGUCCACUGUACCAUAACCUUUCAGCAGAUGAGUGUAAGGUGAAGGCAAGCUCUCGAGAUAAACAUGUGGAGGAGAGGACGCUGUCACAGCGGCAGGAUGAGAAUCGGCACUCCGCUCGGCAACAGGCCCAAACGGAGCGACAGCUGCGGUAUAAAGAAAAGGUGACAGAGAUGAGGAGGAAGAGAAACUCCGCUCCUUUUAAAGAGCAAAAAGACAAGUAUACAGAGCACAAACAGACCCAUGGCAGCAGUCAUGAGCCUCUGCUGGAGAACAUCACAAGUGACUAUGACCUGGAGCUGUUCAGAAAAGCCCAGGCAUGUGCUACGGAUGAUCUUGAAAAACUCCGGCUGCAGGGACAGGUCACGGAGGGCGGCAACAUGAUAAAGACCAUUGUGUUCGGCCGCUACGAGCUGGACACCUGGUACCACUCGCCGUACCCCGAAGAGUACGCCCGCCUCGGCCGCCUCUACAUGUGCGAGUUCUGCCUCAAAUACAUGAAGAGUCAGACCAUUCUGCGACGUCACAUGGCCAAAUGUGUGUGGAAACAUCCACCAGGUGAUGAGAUUUACAGAAAAGGGGUUAUAUCUGUUUUUGAAGUGGACGGCAAGAAGAACAAGAUCUAUUGCCAAAACCUGUGCCUGCUUGCCAAACUCUUCCUGGACCACAAAACGUUGUAUUACGAUGUGGAGCCGUUCCUCUUCUAUGUGAUGACUGAAGUUGACAAUACCGGCUGCCAUCUUGUAGGAUAUUUCUCCAAGGAAAAGAAUUCAUUCCUGAACUACAAUGUCUCCUGCAUCCUGACCAUGCCACAGUAUAUGAGGCAGGGUUAUGGCAAGAUGCUGAUUGAUUUCAGUUACUUGCUGUCCAAAGUAGAGGAGAAGGUUGGCUCCCCUGAACGGCCUCUCUCUGACCUGGGACUCAUCAGUUAUAGGAGUUACUGGAAGGAAGUGCUCCUGCGCUACCUGAACAACUUCCAGGGCAAAGAGAUCUCCAUUAAAGAAAUCAGUCAAGAAACAGCUGUCAAUCCUGUAGACAUUGUCAGCACUUUACAGUCACUCCAGAUGCUGAAGUACUGGAAAGGGAAGCACCUGAUCUUAAAAAGACAGGAUCUGAUUGAUGAUUGGAAAACCAAAGAAACAAAACGUGGAAGCAACAAGACUAUUGACCCUACGGCCUUGAAGUGGAGCCCACCCAAAGGAACCUAAGACAAUAAUCUGCAUGCUCUUCACUGUUUGCUGUAGUUCAGCAGGUCUUGGUCACUAUUAGAAUAGCUCAACACAUAGGAAAGUGUUUUCUUUGUUACAAGUAAGGCUGCAAUCCUAACGGUGUCCUGUACGUGUCACAUGGUUCA